Messenger RNA from Tetrahymena thermophila SB210, 495 nucleotides. Its product is annotated as cell surface immobilization antigen. The record is from RefSeq and is a predicted model, not a curated record. The transcript has a single exon. Lineage: Eukaryota; Ciliophora; Oligohymenophorea; Hymenostomatida; Tetrahymenidae.
AUGAAAUUAAAUUUUAUAGCUAUUUUAUUUUUAGCUUAAAGCAUUUUUUUUGUAUUAGCUGACGCUAAUGCAACUAGUGUUUCUUGUUUUACAGAUAAUGCAUGCAACGAUGUCUCUUGUGGUAGAGCAGGGACGAAAGAUAAUUGGAAAAGCACAGGUACAGAUGCUAAAUGCGUUGUAGCUGAUUGUUCUAAUCUAAAUUAGGGUAAUUAAGUAAGUAAUAAUGCUUGUGCUUCUUGCUACACUAAUUCAAAUCCACCAAAUAUUUAUUCAAAUAAUGCUGGAACAGCUUGUGUUACAUCUAAUUGCUUAUAUUUAACUUUCAAUAGAAAAAUGACCACUUAAGAUUGUGUUAUUUGUGUGGGAAUAGGGUCUGAGGUUAAUCCUGAUAAUUCUACUUGUACUGCAAGUACUUUAACUCUAAAAUCUUCUAAAUUAAGUUAUUAUAGUCAGCUACUACUAGUAAGCAUUAUUGUCAUUAUGUUUACAAUCUGA